Molecule: messenger RNA, 2879 nt
Organism: Macadamia integrifolia
Lineage: Eukaryota; Viridiplantae; Streptophyta; Magnoliopsida; Proteales; Proteaceae
Product: kinesin-like protein KIN-4A
Exons: 19
Coding region: 174-2345 (723 amino acids)
Biological process (GO): mitotic spindle organization; microtubule-based movement
Molecular function (GO): microtubule motor activity; microtubule binding; ATP binding
Source: RefSeq, a predicted model, not a curated record
GUUUUAGAAUCUCUAAUGUUCAGAAUAGUCUGUCAGAGUUAUAGUUUCUGCAUUCCGAUGUCUCUUUAUGUUAUAAUUUGCUUUUGUACAGUAACCUUCCGUAUAGUAAGCUGACUCAGUAUGUACGUAUGUAAAUACAAAACUCCUGAUAGUGGAAGAUAUUGGUCUCUUCUAUGCUCUAUUUUGUGAUCAGAGUUGGAUUAUUUUUCAAGCUUUCCUUACUCCUUCAGAAAUUCUGCUUUCUUCCAGCCUGUAUCAGUCCUGCUGACAUUAAUGCUGAAGAAACUCUUAACACUCUCAAAUAUGCUAACCGAGCUCGCAAUAUUCAGAAUAAGCCCAUUGUUAACAGAGAUCCAGUUUCCAGUGAGAUGCGAAGGAUGAGACAACAACUGGAAUACUUACAGGCUGAGCUACAUGCACGUGGAGGAGGAGUUUCAUCUGAUGAAGUCCAGGUUCUCAAAGAAAGGAUCGCUUGGCUUGAGGCUACUAAUGAGGAUCUUUCUAGGGAGCUUCAUGAACACCGUAGUAGAUGUGGUAUCAUAGAGCAAUGUGAAGUAGAUGCUCAAGAUGGAGCGACUUUUUCGUUGAAAGGUGAAGGGCUAAAGAGGGGUCUGCAGAAUAUGGAGUCCUGUGAUUAUCAAAUGGGUGAAACGAUAACAGUUCCAGCAGGGGAUAAUUCCAAGGAAAUCGAUGAAGAAGUUGCAAAAGAGUGGGAGCAUACACUUCUGCAAAAUACCAUGGACAAGGAGUUGAACGAGUUAAACAAACGCUUGGAGCAGAAAGAGUCAGAGAUGAAGUUAUUUGGUGGAGUCGACACUGCAGCACUAAAGCAACAUUUUGGAAAGAAAAUAAUGGAGCUUGAGGAUGAGAAAAAAGCCGUGCAGCAAGAAAGAGAUCAUUUGUUAGCUGAAGUGGAAAGCCUUGCCGCUACUUCAGAUGGGCAAACACAGAAAAUGCAGGAUGUUCACACCCAAAAAUUGAAGGCACUUGAGGCACAGAUUCUGGAUCUUAAGAAGAAGCAAGAAAACCAGGUUCAGCUUUUAAAGCAAAAGCAACGAAGUGAUGAAGCAGCAAAGCGGUUGCAAGAUGAAAUACAGUUUAUUAAGGCACAGAAGGUUCAACUGCAGCAUAAGAUAAAGCAAGAGGCAGAACAAUUUCGACAGUGGAAGGCCUCUCGUGAGAAGGAACUGCUGCAGUUACGGAAGGAGGGAAGGAGAAAUGAGUAUGAGAGGCAUAAACUGCAAGCAUUAAAUCAGCGCCAAAAAAUGGUUCUCCAGAGGAAGACAGAAGAGGCUGCAAUGGUCACCAAAAGGCUAAAAGAGUUGCUUGAAGCACGAAAGUCUACGUCACGUGACAGUUCAGUAACCUCGAAUGGAAGUGUGCCAAGUGGCCAGAGCAAUGAAAAAUCCCUACAACGCUGGCUUGAUCAUGAGCUAGAAGUCAUGGUGAACGUGCAUGAAGUCCGUUCUGAGUAUGAGAAGCAAAGCCAAGUACGAGCUGCCCUGGCAGAAGAGCUUGCUGUAUUGAAGCAAGUGGAUGAGUGUGCUGCAAGGGGGCUUAGUCCCCCAGGUGGAAAGAAUGGAUAUUCUAGAGUGUCCUCCAUGUCACCAAAUGCAAGAAUGGCAAGAAUUGCAUCCCUUGAAAACAUGCUGAGCAUUUCCUCAAACACGCUUGUGACAAUGGCAUCACAGCUUUCAGAGGCAGAAGAACGGGACCGUGCCUUUUCUGGCCGUGGACGUUGGAACCAGUUGCGCUCAAUGGCAGAUGCAAAGAGCUUACUUCAGUACAUGUUCAAUGCAGCAGCAGAUGCAAGGUGCCAAUUAUGGGGGAAGGAAAUUGAAAUGAAGGAGAUGAAAGAGCAGUUAAACGAACUUGUAGGCCUAUUACGACAGAGUGAAGCACGGAGAAAGGAAAUUGAGAAACAGCAAAAACUGAGAGAGCAAGCUGUUGCCAUUGCCUUGGCUACGUCAGCUUCGGGGAACUCACAUGGUUCACUGAAACACUUUGCUGAUGACAUGACUGGGCCCUUGUCUCCAAUGUCAGUACCUGCACAGAAGCAACUCAAAUAUACAGCAGGCAUUGCUAAUGGCUCAGUUAGGGACUCAGCAGCAUUCAUGGACCAGACACGGAAGAUGAUACCAAUUGGACAACUAUCAGUGAAGAAGAUGGCAGCUGUCGGACAAGCUGGAAAGCUCUGGAGGUGGAAGAGGAGUCAUCAUCAGUGGUUGUUGCAGUUCAAGUGGAAGUGGCAGAAGCCAUGGAGGCUCUCAGAAUGGAUCAGACAUAGUGAUGAGACAAUUGUGAGGGCAAGACCUCGUCAGCAGGUUUUGUCGGGGAUGAUAUGAAAUCUUAUACUGCUAACUUUUCUUUCCCAUGCAACUUAGCUUUGAUCACUACACGAACCCUAAUGGCAUGGAAUGCAGAAAUAGAAUGGAGGAAUGCUCUAAAAUGGUGAUGCGACUUGGGAGAACCACAUUUUCUUAUCUGGAGUUGGGACAGUUUGCUUUCCUAUCAUGGAUUCAAGGCAUGUUCAAUCCACCAGGAGCAUCUUGUAAAGUGUAAAUGUUUCCAGUGGGUUAACCAAAGUAGUCAAAGCAGAAGCCCAGAAGGGUUCGAUGACAAGCAGGGAUGGCAUUGGAACUCAAGAGGAGAUGAGAUGCAAAAGGGUAGUGUGUGUUUUGGGUUUUUUCCGUUGUAACAAUUACAGUGAAAAGAGAGGAAAUUCUUCUAAUGUGUUUUAGCUUUGUAUAUCAAAGGUGCUUAUUGGUUGUUCUUUUUUCAUUAUUAUUUUGUAGCCUGCAAUACAUGUCUGUUUUUAUUGUGUAUAAACAAAAUAUUUUUUUGUUGCAAGAAAUUGAGAUCUGUAGCAUUUUCAUUUA